GUCCCCUCAUCCCCUUCGUUACUAACCCGGACCUUCGAAGCGAGCGUUAGAAAGGGAUUAAAAACCCUAGACAACUCCAAAAGAAAAUCCCUAGACCAAAACUUGUGUAUUUUUAUUUUUAAUCGUUUCAACAAUUAGAUAUUGUUUUCUGUUCAUUUCGUUUCGGCGUUUUCUUUGUUUCAGAUAUAUCUAUCUGUGUUUUUGUUGUCGUUUUUUUUCAGGAAAAAGAAACGAAAUGAUUGGAAGCUGAGUUUACAGAGAUUAAACGCGUGUUCGUUUUUUUUUUUUUGGGUUUGCGUGUUCUUACUCUAAUGUGUGGGUUUUGUGCUGUGAAAUUAGGGUUUCACAUAUCAUCUCCUUUUCCUUACGGAAGUUUAGGCUUUUGAGUGUUUCCUCGCCGCGAAUCCGACUAUUCCUGUGACUCUUAGUUGAAAAGAUGUCGUCACAGUAUCCCAUUCUUGGCAAUCGGCCAAUUGAUCAGUGGAAGGUUACAGAGCUAAAAGAGGAACUUAAGAGAAGGAAAUUGACAAUCAAGGGGUUGAAGGAUGAUUUGAUCAGACGAUUGGAUGAAGCUAUCCGCAUUGAAAUGGAAAGUGCUGGAAAUGAUGUGGAUAAUGGUCUUAAUAGUGGACCCCAACCUUUAGUUGGUGCAAAAGAUGCAGAGUUGGUGCCUGUUGCUGCAGAAACAGCUAAAUACCUUGCUGAUCAUGGUGGCAAAAAGAACAAGGAGCCAGAUAAGGUUGUGGUUCAAGUUGACAUUAAUGACAGUGUGGCAGCCUUGGAUCAAGAGAAAGUCGAGGAAGCUGGCUUCAGUGGUACUGAUUCUGGCAGGGUGGAAGAGAAGCUGGUUGUUCAUACAACUGCCAUUGAAACCAGCACUAAAGUAUCCGAGAUUGUGGUAUCUGAGGUAGCAUUGAGUGGGCAGGAUUUGGAGAAAUUUGAAACUGAAAAGGAGAGUGGAAACUCAAAGAUUCAACUGGAUAAUGAGUAUUCAACGCCCCAGCUUGGGAAUGAGGGUUCAAUGCCCCAGCUUGGGAAUGAGGGUUCAACGCCCCAGCUUGGGAAUGAGGGUUCAACGCCCCAGCAUGGGAAUGAGGGUUCAACGCCCCUGCAUGGGAUUGAGAGUUUAAAGACUCCUGAGAGUGUGAAGCUCGACUGUUCUACCCCGGACAACCAGGUAUCUGAGGUCAGCCCUACUUUUGGGUCUCAAGUAAAAUCUGAUUCUAUUUCUACUGAUUCUGUGUCAAUUAAUGAAAAGAAUGAACUAAAGGAUAAUGUAAUUACUGAUCAUGUCAAAUUAGAACUAGAUAUUGUUAAGCCUGAGAUGGUGGAACCAUCAUUCAGCAAUGUUGUCCCAGUUGAUGGUGAAUCACAUCCGAUGGAUGUUGAAGAGCCACUUGAGAACAAGGCAUCUGAUGCAGAGAAAGAUGACAACAAUGCUACAGAUGCAGACAUAAGCAAGAAAAUUGAUGGUACGGAUGUAGGGUACUCAGAAAAAUUGAAUUUAGACCGAAGUUCUGGUGAUGAUUCCAUGGAAGAGGAUGUGCUGGAGGGUAAGCAAAUUGAUUGGAAGUAUAAUUCUGAAGAAGUCGACAAAAGUGGAGUACCUAUUGUGAAGGAGGAAAGUCAUGCUGCUGUUCUUGGGGAUGCUUUAUCUGGUGAGAAAAGGGAUGUCCAAGUUGAGACUGAGAGUCAUCGAGCUGCAACUGUUGAGAAAAGGAAACUUGAUGAUCAAGCAGCAGCAAAUAAUGAGCCAAUCAAGAGGCAACGUAGGUGGAACUCUGAAGGCCUCAAAGUUCCAGAGCCUCAGAGUACAAAUUCUACGCCUAACACUACUCCCAAGGAUGCUUUCCAGACAACUCCCAAGGACACUUUCCAGACUACUCCCAAGGACAAUUUCCAGUCUACUGGUUUGAAACGUAAUUUCUCUAGAUCAGACUCUACAAAUAGUGAUAAUACACCCAAGGAACGUGUUGUUCCACCAUCACAAAAAGCUCCAUCUAAUUCACUUAGAAUUGAUCGAUUUCUGCGUCCCUUUACCUUGAAAGCAGUGCAAGAACUUCUGGGCAAAACUGGGACUGUUACUAGUUUCUGGAUGGACCACAUCAAGACCCAUUGCUAUGUUACUUACUCAUCAGUAGAAGAAGCCAUAGAGACUAGGAAUGCUGUGUAUAACCUGCAAUGGCCGCCAAAUGGUGGGCGUCUCUUAGUGGCCGAGUUUGUCGAUACUCAGGAAGUGAAAAUGCGGUCGGAGGCUCCUCAAACUCAAGCUGUUCCUGCAAGUUCUGGUCCUACUGUUUCUAGCCCUCCCAUCUCGCAGCCGCAGCUGCAGCCCUCGCCCCGUCAGCAUAAUAGGCAGCAGCUUCCACCCCCACCUCCUCUCCCACCACCACCACCUUUGACAAACUCACCACAGUCACGAGAGCGGGUUCAUCUUCCACCCCCACCUCCGCUUCCAGAGAAAAUUGAUCCUCCUAUUGUCACUCUGGAUGAUCUCUUUCGGAAAACCAAAUCAACGCCUCGGAUCUACUAUUUACCAUUGUCAGAAGAACAAGUUGCAGGAAAACUUGCAUCCCAGGGCAAAAACACCAAGCAGUAGGGGAUCAGGCUAUCUAACUUAUUGCUAGCUGCUCAAUGGAUUUUCUUAUGGGUUGGUCGGUGUGUUAGAUAAUGAUGGUAAGAAAGUAUCAUGUGAUUGCAUCUUUGCAGGUCUGCAGGUGUUGCUUGUCGGAAGGAAAUGUACCGGGCAAGCAGAAGCAUCCAGUUGGUAGAUGGGUUUGGGUUUUUGCGAGAGGAGUGCUUUGAUUUGAGGUUAAGUUAUAUCUAGUUAAGAAUAUCCUUCAAGUUAAGAGCUCUCUUUGAGUGGACAGAUUUACCUUCUAGAGCAUCUCGUUUUGCUGUUGAACUGGAGUUUCUAUUUUGUGAACUUUGAGUUGCUAGAGAGUCUAAUUUCUAUUGGAUAUGUACCCCCUUUAAAAUAUACAGAUGCCGUUUGAAGUUGAGGGAUCUCUAUGUUGAUGGGGUGUCCCAGAUUCUUCGGGCUUUCAAUCCGCUAUCAUUAUUAUUAUUAUU
Molecule: messenger RNA, 3072 nt
Organism: Juglans microcarpa x Juglans regia
Lineage: Eukaryota; Viridiplantae; Streptophyta; Magnoliopsida; Fagales; Juglandaceae
Product: apoptotic chromatin condensation inducer in the nucleus-like
Molecular function (GO): nucleic acid binding
Source: RefSeq, a predicted model, not a curated record